Messenger RNA from Durio zibethinus, 2825 nucleotides. The record is from RefSeq and is a predicted model, not a curated record. NCBI's taxonomy places the organism in Eukaryota, Viridiplantae, Streptophyta, Magnoliopsida, Malvales, Malvaceae.
UAAAUCAUAGUCGUUGAAUAAAGUAACGUACUUACAUACUUGCAAUACAAAAAGCUUCGAGUACUUUUUAAGAAAUAAAGCCAUUGAGUCAAGACAUUAAAAAUGAAACGGUCAAAAGGAAAGAAAAUUUUAAUGUAAAAACUAGAAACACCAAACUGGAAAUGAAGUGAGAAAUCGAAGGCCAAACAAUGAAACCGGAUAUUACCAACAAAUUACCAGAAGAGUGUAUUUCUUACAUACUUUCUUUUACAUCCCCAAUCGAUGUUUGUAGAUCAAAGCUUGUCUCUCCUGUCUUCAGAUCAGCCGCUGAUUCGGAUACCAUUUGGGGCAAAUUUCUGCCGCCUGAUUGUUAUGAUAUCAUUUCCAAUUCAUCAUCAUCUUCCAACCAGUUGGUUGCUUCCAUGUCCAAGACCCAGCUGUAUUUCCAUCUUUGCAAUAACCCUGUUGUUAUUGACAACGGUACCAUGGUAAACAGCUUUGGUCUGGAUAAAGCGACUGGGAAAAAAUGUUACAUGUUGGCGGCUCGAAGGCUUUCAAUUGCUUGGUCAAACACGCCUAACUACUGGAGAUGGAGACAUCUGCCUGAGUCUAGGUUCUCUGAAGUGGCUGAGCUCAGACAGGUGUGGUGGCUGGAUGUGAAGGGAACAAUAGAGACUAAAAUUUUGUCUCCUAAGACAACUUAUGUAGCUUACCUUGUAUAUAAAUUUGCAACACCUAGAUAUGGAUUUGAGAAAAAACCUGUAGACCUGCAUGUUGAGUUAGAACAAAGUGAUGCCGGGCGAACUUUUCGUGUAUUCCUAGAUCCUUCAGAAAAUAUUCCUCAAUUUUCUCGUGAGAGAGGAGAUGGGUGGAUGGAGGUUAAGUUGGGUGAGUUCUUCAAUGAACACGGUGAUGAUGGGAAAGCUAUUUGUAGUUUGCGGGAGGUUGAUAACUAUAUCCCUAAGAAGGGCCUCAUUGUUGAAGGAAUUGAUAUUAGGCCUAAAGAUAUCAGAUAGAAAAGAGUUUCAUAGUAUGCCGUGAUAAACAUUAUUGUUUGUGACAUAUAUACAACAUUUUUAGUGGGAACAUUUGCUAGUGUGGUAUACUAUAGUUGUAGAAGUGACGUCCAAUCGGCCUUUCCUGUUCAAGUACUGCUAAUUUGGAUUGUGAAAUCUUUUCUUGAUUAUGGGUGAGAAACCAAACCUUUCAAUUUGUUUACUUAGAUAUGCCGUCUUAGCAAACCAGUAGAAACAAAGAAGUAGAUCUGCUAGAGUGCAAAGCCUGUUACUUUUUGCUAUAUUCAACUACUACAUGAUAGGAUAGAUGGUUAAAAUUUUUAUGUUUAGCUGUGUCGUGCUGAAUGUUGAUCUCUCAAGUCUUAGACUCUUAGUACUGAUCUUUUCAAUGAAAGACUAGUGUGGUCCUUAAGUCUGUUAUCAAAUCACAUGCAUCUGUGCCAUGUAUGUCACUUUAGGCCUAAUCCACCAGCAACCAUUCUCACUUUUGUUCAUAGAAGACAUCUGCCAGCUCUAUUUCCAUCUGUCCACUCAAUUCUUAUCUUGAGAUAAUUACAACCUAUUCAAUAAUUGAAAGCAUUUUUUUAUAUGAGAUUAGGCUUAAAGAUGGCGGAUGGUCACAAUUUCUUCGUAUUUUAUGAUAACUCGAUCAUUUUUAGUAUUUUAUGCUUCUCUUAAUGACAGUUGCAGCAGUAGUGCCUUGAUCAAUCCUUUGCUGUUUUUUAAAGUAAACUGAGAUCCUCAAAUCAAGUAUUGAGUAUUUGAGUCAAAUAACAAAUCUUCCAUUUUAUCUAAUGUUUGAUAGACAAGCCACUUUGCUGCUACCUUUCUUGUCAAUUAUGUUGCUCUGAAUUCUGAAUGUUGGGUAUGACUCAAUGCAAAUCUUCUACAUAAGAGACUGUUGGAGUCUUCAGCCUUUAAUCUGAUAGUGAUAAUAUCAAUUUUACAUGCAUCCCUGCUAUUAGACCUGACUACUCAUUUAUUCGUAUUGUGUAAAAUAUUAAAAUUCAUGUAUUCGUACCAUAUUUUACACGAAAAUUAUAUCAUAAUUCGUGUCAACAUGAAAACAUAUAAUACAUUUUUUCAGAUUUGUUAAACCCAUAUAUAAUGAUUGCUAAAAUUUUAAAUUGUGUCACUUUUGUAUCCAUUUUUCAUAUUGUAUUCAUGUCAUGUUAUCAUGUCAUGUUUUAGAUUGUUAGGUCAAUUUGCUAUUGCUCACUUAUAAGCCAAAAUCUCAUUUCUCUAAGGUUAUCAUCAACCUCUCACAUUGUACAUCAUAAUACCUUUGUGAUCAUACUGUUUGUAACAAUUUGAUUUGCAUCCAAUUCCCCGUCUUGAGUUAGGGAUUUGGUGAUACAUGCGUGUGCGCGCAUGCACGUGUUGUUUCGAUGAUUCAGGUUAGUUCCAUAUUGAUGGCAUAUGGCAUUGAAUUUACCAUCAUGAAUUUCUUGUUGACGCUAAUCUCAAAUGCAUGUGUUUUUUGUGAUAUAAACCAUAUAUUUUUAUUUGGAGCUGCAGAUUAAGUAACCUAUUUACUAUUGAAUUUCUGUUCACAAAAUUGUUAAUAAAAAGAAUAGAAUAAAUUGAAUUUGUAAUGUUUUCUUGAUGUCUUAACCUUUUGAAUAUUGAGAAAAAAUUAAGGACUCACAUGAAAGAAAUUGGAAGUUUAAGGACUGAAAAAGAAUCCAAAUAAAAUGUUUGGGACUGUGGAAUAAAUUACCCGGAUAAAUUCUUGCCCGCUCCCUUGGUUCCCAAACAAAACAAGUUUUGAAAAGUGAAUACUUCAAAAGAAAAAAUUGGCGCCGGAACACGGUACAAAGCCAUCAAAAU